Molecule: messenger RNA, 1799 nt
Organism: Chinchilla lanigera (long-tailed chinchilla)
Lineage: Eukaryota; Metazoa; Chordata; Mammalia; Rodentia; Chinchillidae
Exons: 7
Coding region: 1-1077 (358 amino acids)
Biological process (GO): alternative mRNA splicing, via spliceosome
Cellular component (GO): cytoplasm; nucleus
Source: RefSeq, a predicted model, not a curated record
AUGGGGGACCUUUUAGAGCUUUCAGUGGUAACGAACAGCCUGCUGCAGGAUGCAUGCCCUGAGUUUGCCACCACUGAUGCAGAAAAUUUACCUAAAUUUACUGAUGGACCUACCACAUCGUCACUGACAAAACAGAAUCCAUCAGACAAAAGCAUCCCCAUCUGCACCAUCUGCACUGUUACUAGUGAACUGGAAUUUACUCCUGUCUUCUUUAUUCUUACUCUUAAUUCUCACGCGGGGAAAAAUCUCCUGCGAGACAAGGGUAAAUUGAGCAUUGAAUUACAUAUCUUGCUUUUGUGUGCUAAGAAAAAAGAGCUGCGUAUCUGUGAUAUUAGCCGCAGUGACAAAUGUGGUGUGCCCCGCGAUGUCUGCAUUAGCUCUCCUGACAGGCGAGCUGUGUGUGGUUAUGGGGUGUUCGGAGACGGCUGGCAGACAGCAUUCAUUUAUAAGACAGCCAUGAGCAAGCAGCAGAAGGUCCUCCUACCAAAUCCCUGCAACCUGGAUCAGCAAAAUUUCUGCUUCCCCUCUCAGCCCAAAGCAUCCGGGAGUCAGGAUGGGACAGGACUGGGACGGGCCGGUUGGGCCUUCUCAGAGAUGUGCAUAGGCCUGUCAUCCACUGCUCCCAUCCCCUCUUCUGCUCUGAUCAAAAGAGAACACUGCUUAGGUUUUGUGUUGUUAACAAGCUUACACCAAAAUACACUGAUACGACGCCCUCUUUUUUUAGACCAAGCCACCCUGGUAGAACAAGUAAAAAGAGUUAAAGAAAUUGAAGCUAUUGAAAGUGAUUCUUUUGUUCAGCAGACAUUCAGAUCAAGUAAGGAAGUCAAAAAGUCAGUGGAACCAAGUGAAGUGAAACACACAGCUCCGGUAUCAGGACCAGCACCUGUGGUUGCUGAUCCACCCAGUGUUGAAAAAGAAAUAGACCCUGGCAGCAUCCCCACUGCUAUCAAGUACCAAGAUGACAACUCUCUGGCUCAUCCAAAUUUAUUUAUUGAAAAAGCUGAAGCUGAAGAAAAGUGGUUCAAGAGAUUAAUUGCUCUUCGACAAGAGAGACUAAUGGGCAGUCCUGUGGCCUAAGUAAUAUAUUGGUUAAAUCAACAGUAACUUUGAAAAUUUAGGUUUUUGAAUCCCAAUGUUAACUUUUACUCUUAAAAUGAACUUAGCUUAUUAUAUGAAAACGUAAUAUCAUUCCAUCCUUCUCUCAUGUAGGCUUGAAUAUUUGUUGAUUUGAACUGAGUCAAACGUUGUGAAUGGCAAAACUAGAACAAAAUUUUUAAAUGCAUGAAAAUGCUGUACCAUUAACAGAGCUAAUCAUAAAAUGUCAGUGUUAAGAUAAAUGGUAUUCAUAGUGUCCUAGUACAAUUUGAGAAGAGUCAAGUUAUCAUUUAAAGACUAUUGCUUAUGCAUGUAUAAGAAUCAAAUUACGCUAUAAAUGAGAUUUCACCUACUGUGGAUUAUGAAACCCCUGUUGAAUCUUUUAUCUCAGUUUAUUAAAAAAAAAUAGAAACAACGAAAAGCAGCCUAAACAACCUAAGCAAAACGAGCAUGGUAAAAUCAAAGGGCUGACGUAUCCCAGUUGCUUUUUUUUCAUCCCUUAGGGGUCAUAAACAUUUUGUACUGCAGACACGUACCCCGAGAAAGGAAAGGGGUCAGGAGAUGCUGGAGAGGGUGGAGGGAGGAGGACAGGGUAUGAAGAGCGGAAUUGAGAUGAGGCACACGCGUGUACCAACGCCACAGGAGGAGCGUACACACUGUGUCCUGCGAACAUGCACUAAUAAACUAAAAGAAAAAGACAAAAA